Notodromas monacha is the source of this 1417-nucleotide messenger RNA. The record is from the annotation of a GenBank genome assembly. NCBI's taxonomy places the organism in Eukaryota, Metazoa, Arthropoda, Ostracoda, Podocopida, Cyprididae.
AUGGAGCAAGUGCCUGAAGUCAUGGUUAAAGAAGUGGGCAAUGCUGUGAGAAUGGACAUUGUCAUGUCUGAGGCGGCUGCACCGAAACCUGCAUGUCUCGAGUCGCCAACGGAGCCAACGGUUACUGUUGAAGAGAUCCAGAAGAAGUUGGAGGAUGCUGCCAUACGCCGCCAUUCUUUGAUGAGUGAGAAACAAGCUUCUCUGGCAGCAAGAAUCUCAAAGAUUGAGGAAACUCACAAAAGGAAGGAAGAAAUAGACCAGCAGUUCAUCAAGUCCACGAAGGAGGCGUUGGAGCAGAAACUGGAAGCAGCUGAGGAAAAUAAAAUCAAACUCUUGAAUGAUCUCAAGACACGAGUCAAAGAAGAACUGGAGAAGAUAAUGCAGCACCACCAAUCGAAGGAGAAUGAAGAUUUGGAGCAAGCCAAAUCUCUGAUGGACGCCAUUCAAGAGAAGUUGGAGACAGCAGCGGCCAAUCGUGAUCAAAAUCUUCAAGCUGUUGUUAAGCGUUUGAAAGAUCACGAGGAAGCAGUGAAUCGCUGCCUUACUUCUCAGAAAGAACAAUUGGAUGCUCUUAAAGACAAGAUAAAUUCUCAGUUGGAAAAGGCUGCCGAAAACCGGAACGCAAAAUUGCAAGAAAUCAAAGAUGCGGCUAAGGAACACGAUAAGAAAGUGGACGCGAUAAAACAGAAGAAGGAAGGGGAAGAAAACUGAUGAUGAGGCCGACAGCAAAAAAUCGAUGAUCAAAGAUUCUGGUGAAGUGGCAACAAUGCUCAAUGUGUAAACAGAUCUGUACAUUUCAAGUGGAUGAUUGUAUUGUGAAUUGUGUGUGAUUUUUGUCUUGCAAAAAAAAAAAAAGAACUCUAGAAUCCAGAUUAAUAUGGUAAACUAUGUGAGUUGCUUCAGUUGUAUACGAAACGAUCUGAUUCGAAAAUCACGAGAAAAAAGUUCUAAAACUCUGUUCACAUGUUUUAAGAUUUGUGUGGUUGACAUUCAAUUGUUUCUUUCUUUCAAUAUUUCGUGGCUUUUCAAUAUAUUCCUUUAGGUGAUUUUAAGGUGUGCUCAAUUAAUUUUUUUUUUAGUUGCCAGGAUCAGUGAAAGUUGAAAUUAGCUUUGAUGCCGAACCUGUUGUAUGUAAAGAACAACUUCGGCUAAAUUUGUAUAUCAAUCCCAAACGAUAAAAACGAAAAUCGAGCCGUAUGCUUCUUACUUAACUGCUGUAUUCGCGAAUUUGCGAUCCCGUGUCCGUGUAAUUUGUGAUCUGAAGUAUUGAUCUUCGUGGAUGCUUUUAUUGAAAAAUCCAGGCUUUCACUAUUUUUUCUACGCGUUUGGAAACAAUAUGUCUUGCCAACUGCAUUUCUACAAAUCGCGAUACGAUAGCUUUUUUUCAAUGUCUUUUAAAGAGAAUGACACAAGCAAA